This is a messenger RNA of Nilaparvata lugens (brown planthopper), 3661 nucleotides long. RefSeq names its product RISC-loading complex subunit tarbp2. The transcript is spliced from 10 exons. Bases 375 to 1706 code for a protein of 443 amino acids. NCBI's taxonomy places the organism in Eukaryota, Metazoa, Arthropoda, Insecta, Hemiptera, Delphacidae. The record is from RefSeq and is a predicted model, not a curated record.
CGGGAUCUUCUUGUUCAGCUCCAGAAUUCGCCAUUGUGAAUUUUGCUAUUUGUUAUAGAUGCAACGUAAUUUUACCGGUUAAAUUGUUGAUUAGUUAAUCAGAAUUGCGAUUAAUUGUGCUGCAGAGCAUAGUAGUGUCAGUGAUUAGAAGUCUCAAAUGAGAUUUCAAGAACUAUAGUAUUGAAAACUAAUUAAAUUUUUGUGGCAAGAGUGAGCUCUUAGCUUGCGUCCCACGUUCAUACUUAUUAUAAUUUGCUGGGGUUGUAGUUUGAAUAUAGUUCAAAAUACGUUCUCGGCAGUUAUUCUAAGUAUAGCGUUAAAAUAGCAGCUAAUUGUCAAUCAAAGUUUGAUUAGGAAUACUUUAAUUUUUUGAGAUGGUUUACAAGCCAAACGAUAAGAAAUCGAAGAAACACGAGCACAACUCAUCAGCUUCGUCAUCAGUGCCGGGGUCCCUUGAUCAAGUUUCGGUACCAUCCUCCUUGAUGGUGGGUCCUCCUCCCACGCCUAACAACAACUCGGUCGGUGAGCAGAUGAUGGACUCCAAUCUCAGGAAUGCUGGCCCUAUUGGACCUCCCAAACCAGGUGCGCCGGUUCAGGGUAGCAUGCCGCCCCUGGCACCAGGAGGGGGUCUCAUGCAUCAGCAGCGCGGUGGAAUGAAGGGCGGACCGAGACACGGACCCCCAGGCCCCAAGCCCACUGUCGAACCCAUGCCGUUGAGAGAGGCUGCUAUGAUGGAAAUCAAGUCGUUGCCGUCGAAAACACCAGUCUCAGUUCUGCAAGAGCUGCUGUCUCGUCGCGGCACCACGCCCAAGUACGAACUGGUGCAGGUGGAGGGGGCCAUCCAUGAGCCGACGUUCCGCUACCGCGUGUCGGUGGCGCCGGAUGUGGUCGCCCAAGGCACCGGGCGCAGCAAGAAGGAGGCCAAACACACGGCGGCCAAGGCGGUGCUCGACUCCCUCAUUGCCGGAGGAGGCGGAGGCGGAGGAGGGGCAGUGGUGGUUGAGGAGGAGGAGAGAGUGCAAGUGAGUCACAACUCGUCUUUCGAGCAACAGAAAAUGAUGGGGAACCCGAUUGGUUUGCUGCAAGAGCUGUGCAUGUCCAGGCGUUGGCCGCCCCCGAGCUAUGAGACGGAACAUGAGGAGGGACUGCCUCAUGAGAGACAGUUCACCAUUUGUUGUCUUGUAUACAAGUACAAGGAGAUUGGCACUGGCAAAUCCAAAAAACUAGCCAAACGUCAGGCUGCUAACAAGAUGUGGGUGAAGCUGAAGGACAUGCCUAUCGAGAACAAUCAGUACUCUUUUGAGGAUGAUGAAGAGAUGAUUCAGCGUAUUUCGAAUAAGUUUACGGAUUUGAAGGACACUAAGAUCAGUACCCUCAACACCCAAACAAGUCUGAAAGUCUCUCAGUUUCACAAGAAUCUGAAAUCGGCUUUCGGCGUUAAAUUGAACGAAUUGCAGUCGGCCGUGUUGAAGUUCCAGGCCUUCAACUACGUUCAGUUCCUGCAGGAGAUCGCAUCUGAGCAGCAGUUUGAAGUCACUUAUGUCGACAUCGAGGAGAAAAGCAUCACUGGCAAAUGCCAGUGCCUGGUGCAGCUGUCGACUCUGCCAGUGGCCGUGUGCCACGGACAAGGCGCCACCUCCAAGGAGGCCCAAACGCAGGCGGCCCUUAACGCUCUCGAGUACCUCAAGAUUAUGACCAAAAAGUAAACUGCAAACCCACCCAACCACCCAACACCUCUAUAAUGUUGAUUGUCUACUAUUCCAGGAUAUUCAUCAUUAUUUCCAUGUAAUGAAGAUAAAUAGAUUAGUUAGAUAGGUUAUUGUUUUCCUCUCAGAUAUUAGUCGGACAUUGAUAUUUUCAAAUUGAAGUCUCUAAUGAUAUUAUUAUUUGUAUUAUUUUGAUUAGAUUAGUGAAACUAGUUCAUUUUUCAUAGAAUUUGAAAAAAUAAUUUGUUCUUGAAUAAAAAUGACAUGAUAUUUGAAAGUGAUGUUCUUGACAUCAUAAUUUGUUCUUGAAUAAGAAUGACAUGAUAUUUUCAAAUGAUGUCAUUUGUGUUUCAAUUUAAUCUGUUUCAAUUCACUGCGUCAGUCACAUCACAAUACUGAAAGAUUAAAUUCAAAAUGAGCUGCACUAUAGAGAAUAAUUAUAGCAUGAUGUUAUAACUUAUGCUAUGUUUUCUCUAUCGUUGUACUUUGUCGUUUUAAUAUAACUUUCAGUGUUGCACCAAUUUUUCAGAUUAUUGUUAUAUUUUAAACUAUCUUAAUUGCAUUAUUGUGAUAAGAUUAGUGGAGCUGUUUUUUGUCUACAAUUUGUUCUCGAACGAAAUUGUCAUUUGUUUUUCAAUUUAAGGUAAUUUUAAUUCAAUAAUAAACACAAGAUGUUGAAAUUUGUCCAGUUGAAUUCAAAAUAAGUUUUGCCAUAGAGACAAUAUCUCUUUCUCGAUUAGUGUAUGGUCCACUUUGUUUUGUUAACACUUUCAGAAUUAUUGCAUCAGUUCGAAAUUUUAGAUAAAUUUUAGUUGAUCUAAGUUGCUACACCAAACUUGAUAUUUUUUAGAGAAAAUAUCUCUUUGUCUAUUAUUACUGUAUGAUAUUACUUUGUUGUUUUGAUACAACUUUAAGAAUUGCAGUGAUUCCAGAUUAGUGAUAAUUUUAAGUAGAUUUGAUUGCAUUAUUUUGGUUAUAUUAGAGAAACUGUUUAUUUGUUGUACUAGUUAACAACCUAGUUUUCAAUGUCACUUUCUGGAUUGCUCUUAUUACAAAGAUUUUUAUCUUCUGAUUCCUGAUGUUUGAAUAAUAAUUAAUAUUAUCAGUGUAUUAAUGCUUAUAAAGUUUUAAAAAAAUUACUCACGGAUUAUUGAUAUUCUUUUAUAAUCACGUUUGAAUAGUUAAUUACGUCAUAGCAGUCAGGCAUUUAUAUAAAUAAAAGCUAUUAGCUUCUACUUACAUUAGUGUAGCGCUUUCGGACACUAGGCCCUUCAUCAACACUGGCUAUUUAGUGUCCGAAAUUAAAAUUUAAUUCCAUUUUAGUGUCCGAAAGCGCUACACUAAUGUAAGUAGAAGCUAAUAGCUUUUAUUUAUGUAAAUACCUGACUGCUAUGUCGUAAUUAAUUGUUCAAAAGUGAUUAUUUAACAAGCAGUUUGUAAUGGAAUCAAACAUUGAAGAGUAUUCUUUUAUACUCUUGUCAUCACAUUGAGACUAGCAUAUUCAAAAAUGAAAAUGUUUUAAAAAUCUAAAUUCUCUUCUCUAAAAGUCUUUACCGAAAAGUUUCUACUUAUUAUUAUUGGUUUGAAUUACCACCAUUAUUAUUAUUUAUCAAAAUUUGGGAACAGAAUAGUUUUGGGCUAUGCCUGUUGUUUUAUCCCGAUCAUAUCCAUAUGAUUUGUAAUUUUAUCAAAAAAUAAAUAAAUUAUGUAGUGUAAUCAUGAGUUUUAAAUUAUUUUUAGUACUAAUUGUAAGAUACAUUUUGAGUUAGUGUAGUCGUUAUUACAAAAUCGAUGUAUUAUUAUCGAUUAUUGGGUAAUACAAGUAUAGUAAUAUGAUUUGCUGUAGAUUUAUUUCAAAACUGUAAGCAUUUGUAUUUACUUUGUCUUAGGUACAGUGUUAUUUCUUUUCUUUACUGGAUUUUUCAUCAGUUAAAUAAAGUUCUGUUGAAAACGUU